UACUUUGCAACAUGGAUAUUGGAGAUAUUAGCAAAGUUGCGAACCGAAAACGUAUUAAUGCGGAUGCUGAAAAACUUCGAGAAAAAGUUUCUCGUGAAACUGCAAAAAUAAUCAAGUUGAAGGUAGCGCAAGACACCGCCUACUGGGACCUGAAGGAGAAGCUGCACCAGCUGGAGAACAACCAUGAGCGCCUGCAGCAGAACAUGGUGGACGUGCAGAUGCAGCACGAGAGCAUCUCCGGCCAGUACCAGGACGAGCUCCGACUGCGCCCCGAGACUAUUAACAAGUUAUCCAGCACCCGUGAGAUCUGCGACGUGCUCGAGGAGUAUUCCUCCCGCCUCAAGGACACGGUGUCCCGCUGCAAGGCGGACCAGGCGGCGCUGGCCGAUGCCUACACGCGGUCGGGGCAGUUCGUGAAGGAGGUCAACUUGAAGCACGCCCAGAGCGAUGAGAGGCACCGGGUCACUGUCGCUAACUUGCAGGAUAAGUUAAAGCUAACCACGGAACACCAAGCGCAACUAGUCACCCUCUUCACCACGACCCAGUCGCAACUGGAGAGCGAGGCGCGGUCCCAGCGCGCGCGCGGCGACGCGGCGCUGCAGCAGCGCGACGAGCUGGCGGCCGCUGUGGGCAAGGCCACACGGGAGCUGGACCUCAUGAAGAAGGAGCUGGAGACUAAAGAGGGUGCGAUCUCGACGCUGCAGGGCGACAUGCAGCGGCUGCUGCGCGAGGCCACGCUGCGCUGCGCCGAGCUGCAGGACAAGCUCGACAAGAAAGAGCAGGAACUCAAAGAGUCCACGUCCUCCGCCGAGGCGCUGAAGCAAGCGCUCACCAACCAGGAGCAGUUCUCGGCCUCCCUCGUCGCGCAGAACUCACAGCUACAGGAGCGAGCCGCCGCCGCGGAGGACGAGGCGGGCAGGGCGGCGGGGGAGGUGGCCGCGCUGCAGGGGAAACUAGAGGACCUCACAGUGACGAGCGACUCGCUGCGCCGCGACGUGGCCGCGCUCGCCGAGACCAAGGAGGGGCUGGAGAAGGAAGCCGCCGAACAGAAACAGCUGUUAACCAACGCAGCCACGCAGAUAGAGAUCAUGACGUCCCAGCUAGACGCCCUGCAGCUGGACAAGUCAGCGGUCGAGCAGCAACUAGCGAGCGCUAGUGAGGAGGUGGAGGCCAAGACUGCCGUGAUUGAGGAGUUGAAGAGCGCCGUGCAACGAGCUGAGGAGAAGAUUGCUGAGGUGGAGAGGGAGAUGGAGGAAAUCAGAGUCUCCUACGACAACAAGAUCCUGGAGCUGACGGCGACGCUCGAGACUAAGCAAGAGGAGAACACGUCCAAGGGCGAGACCAUCAACAAGCUCAUGAACGACAUCAAGAUCUGCAUGGAGGUCCGCAGCCGGCUCGAGUCUAACCUGGACAAGGUCCGCAGAGACACGGACGCGGAGCGGCUGGGCUGGCAGGAGCGGGAGCGCGCGCUGGCCCGCCAGCUAGAGCAGUUGGAGGCGGUUAAUAAGGACAAAGAGCAAGAGCUGUCGAAGCAGAUGUCGAUAAUACUUGAGAUUAGAGGAGAAAAGGAGAAACUGCAAGAGAAGAUCUCCGGCAUGCAGAACACGAUCGACAACAUCCAGAAGGAGCUGACGGGCCGCGCGCCGCCGCCCGCGCGUCUGCCCGCCGAGCAGGACAACGACAACGCCGUCAGCAUGACGCCGCUGCAGAAGAAGGGCGGCGCGGAGUUCUUGCGGCCGCGCGAGCGCACAGAGAAGCUCGACAUCUUCAACAUAUUCAGCGACAGCAGCAUGGACGGAGAGAACAUGCUCGACCCGGUGGAGGUGGACCGUCGCUUCGAGGCGAUCAGCCGCGGCGAGCGCGUGCGCUGCAUGCCGCUGCUGAAGCGACGCCGCGCGCCCCCGCCCCCCGCCCCGGGGACGGAGGGGGAACAAGACACCCCGAUAUCCUUGUCUCAAGUGAGAAGCGAAAUAAAGAGUAAAGGAAACACAUUCUUUAGAAAUAAGAGAAAUGAGAAAAAUCAAAAACGAUUCAGGAAAAUUGGAGAAGCGGAGGAGAAUGAAUAAAAUGUUUCUUUCUGAUUUAUUCUUGAUUACAAUAAUUUACUUUUUAAUUUUUAAUUAAAUACCU
Messenger RNA from Plutella xylostella (diamondback moth), 2130 nucleotides. The record is from RefSeq and is a predicted model, not a curated record. NCBI's taxonomy places the organism in Eukaryota, Metazoa, Arthropoda, Insecta, Lepidoptera, Plutellidae.